GUGGCUAUGACCAAGUGUCACAAAUUACACGACUGGCUUCUGCUAUUGGUUCAAGAUACAUUGCAACUGCGACUUCUUAUCCUUUGUGGACUUGUGGUGGUGCUUCUACUUCUUAUCAUGCGGGAACACCUGGUACUCGGAAGCGAGCACGUAAUUCCCCUUCUUAUCCUGCGAACAAGAAUACGGGUAGGACCUCUUCUCAAGCUCAUAUGCCAAUGGGCGUGUGCUUUUAACCUUUGGAAACAAGAUGACCCCCGAAUUCAGAAUUGGAAUUUCAAUGCAGCCCCCGACUCAGCUUUGUCCUUCAGGAUUCACACCAUUGUGAAAAUAGGUGCCCGAGCUGUGCAAAUUGAGGAACCUUAUCCCGGGGAAGUGGUAGAAUUUUGCAGGUUGCUGAGUGCAGAGUUGAUGCAACAACUGCAGUAUUACAUGCCCAACUUGAAUUAUAAGUUUGGGCCAUAUACUGAAUACUUUAAAAGAAAGCAGGACAAGAGGAAUUGGUGGUACUCGUACGAGAAACAUGGAUAUCCUACUGGUAUGUCACCUCGUGAGUAUUUCUCUGUGGCUAUCCAAGUAUUUAGAGACAGAGUACCCACCGGAUGGGUCUCACUUUGGGAGACCCAUUGGAUUGUGUCGCCGCUGAUCUGA
Messenger RNA from Striga asiatica, 648 nucleotides. NCBI's taxonomy places the organism in Eukaryota, Viridiplantae, Streptophyta, Magnoliopsida, Lamiales, Orobanchaceae. The record is from the annotation of a GenBank genome assembly.